AUGCUUACCUAUCUUCAAGUACACUUAUGCUUCAUAUUUCCUCCAAUCUUCUUCCUGUUUGCUAUACUACGCCCUGUGUUGGGUAGAAGGGAUGUUAUAAAGAUUAUAUUUCUGACUGUUAUUGCCACUGUGUAUACCACCCCUUGGGAUAAUUGGCUCAUCGCCCAGUCGGGCUGGGCUUAUCCUGAAGGUUCCGUAUUAUUGACCAUCGGAUAUAUACCAAUUGAAGAACACCUCUUCUUUAUCCUACAACCGAUCUUGCUAAUUCUACUACACACGGCUUCGACCCAUCCUUCGUUACUCCCAUUCAACGUGCAGCGUCUACUAGCCUCUUCAUCAUCCGCCAACCUUCAUUCGGAUGUGGACGGUGAAACUGUAUCUCUGAGCCAAUCUUAUAAAGAAUUAUCAAAUGGGCAAAAACCAAAGUCUCGUGUCAAGACAAGUCAGCAGGAUAUGAAAGGCCGAGACACGAUCCAAACUUUACCUUACCGACCUUUCGCUGCUUUCGUUUGGGGAUUGGUCUUCUUGUUUGGACUUGCACUGGUCAACGAAGCACAUGACAACUUACAUCUUCCCUUGCCACAAGUAUUUCAAAUGGGCAGAAAAGUGUUGUAUCUCGGCUGGAUCUUGGUCUGGAUCGCCCCCGUCCUAUCAUUUGUCACUUUCAUCGGAGCGAGGAAUUUCGAUAGUCCCGGUGAUAAAUGGACGUUCGCCUUAGGAACAGGAUGGCUCUUGAUGGUUGACACAAUUGCUAUUCGUUCAGGAUCAUGGACCAUCAAUACGGAUACCUCUAUAGGUGUAGAAUUGUGGCGUGGUAUGCCAUUAGAAAUUAUCGAACAUAUCAAAAUACUCAAUCGAGUCGCUCUCAGUCGGCCGAAAAUCGAUAUACAUAUGUUGAGCGAUCUAGCCUUGGCAGAACAAAUUUUGAAACGGGGUAGUAAAAGUUUCGAAGUUGCGAAGAUGGCUUUUGGACGAGAAAUGAGAAUUCCUUUGGUCGCUAUAUAUGCAUGGGCAAGAGUUACCGAUGAUUUAAUCGACGAUUUACCUCCUUGCGAUCUAACCAAUGGUGAUUUAGUUCAGUAUAAAAUGAAGAUCAUCGAUAGAAUCCGACAACAUCUUCAUGCGGCUUAUGAUGGUUCAGAUUGUGUUGAUCUCGAAGGAAUCAUGGACAAAAUCCCUCAUUUGACAGAAGAAGGAAAAUCGGCUUUUAGGUUGUUUUCGAAGAUUGUUCCGAGAUUAAUACCUAUUCAUCCGUUUUUAGAAUUGUGUAAAGGGUACGAAACGGAUUUACGAUUCUUAUCUCCUCCUCGUACCACUAUCACGUCGUCUUCUCCUUCGACGAAAUCAUCAACCAAUUCGACGAUCAAUUUCCAGACGAUGUUACGGGCGAAACUGGAAAAUCCCAAUUUUUCACUGGAGAAAUAUUUACCGAUCAAAAACAUUUCCGAUCUCAUGCAAUAUGCCGAUCAUGUGGCGGGGGGAUCUAUAGCUGCAGCUGUUUGUUAUCUCUCUUGGUCCGUUUUGACCCCUCCGAUGGAUUCUAAUGAAGGAUCGGAAAUUGAUAGUUCAAGACCUGUGGACAAUUUCAAAUGGAGUGAGAGAAGUCCUCCUCGUGCCAAACUGAAUUUCAUUUCCGACGAGUACGAAUCGACAAAUGAUAAGCGAAAUAUAUCGGAAGUGAAGCCAAAUGUGAAGGGAGAUAAGAGAUCGAAAGUUUUGGUAAAGGAAGUGAGAGAUACGUCAAUUUCAGAAGGAUGUGAAAAGAAAGAUGAACAAGUGGAAGAAAGAAAAAAGAUCCUUCAAGCUGCUACAGAAAUGGGAAGGGCAUUACAACUAGUCAACAUUUCUCGUGAUGUUGUUAAAGACGCAUUGAUCGGUAGGAUAUACGUUCCUCUCACUUAUUUCACAUCUAAACAAUCUAUCGUGGAUCUUCUUUUACCAUCAACGAGAAUACAAUCUUACGCCACGUACAGUCUACCACUUUUAGACAUCGCCGAGAAAUUAAGAGUUGGGUCAGAAGAUGCUAUAGGAAAGAUGCCAAGGGGAGCUAGAGGUGGAUUGAGAGCUAUGAUCGCCAGUUAUUUCAAGAUUUCUCAAGGGGUACGUGAUAAGAAUGGAGAGGUGGAUGAGAGAGGUGUAAAAGUUAAUCAGUUGAGUAGGGUAGGGGCGGCUGCAAAGGCUAUGUGGUGGGGUUGA
Molecule: messenger RNA, 2196 nt
Organism: Tremella mesenterica DSM 1558
Lineage: Eukaryota; Fungi; Basidiomycota; Tremellomycetes; Tremellales; Tremellaceae
Exons: 7
Coding region: 1-2196 (731 amino acids)
Biological process (GO): biosynthetic process
Molecular function (GO): intramolecular lyase activity
Source: RefSeq, a predicted model, not a curated record